This is a messenger RNA of Ruditapes philippinarum (Manila clam), 6290 nucleotides long. Its product is annotated as inositol polyphosphate 1-phosphatase-like. The transcript has 6 exons. Bases 192 to 1322 code for a protein of 376 amino acids. Gene Ontology annotation, molecular function: inositol-1,4-bisphosphate 1-phosphatase activity. The record is from RefSeq and is a predicted model, not a curated record. Lineage: Eukaryota; Metazoa; Mollusca; Bivalvia; Venerida; Veneridae.
AACAUUGUCUUUUUUGUGACUAUGAUAAACCAAUGACUUUAUUUGAUAAUAUGAUAAAAGUGUUUGAUAUUUUUCUAUACUUUUUUGUGUGACUGUGUUCACAGGUUAUUCUUUGUACGCAAAUUUUUAUAAUUUCGUUAGAUUUCGCGACCUAUGUCAUAAUAGGCACUUGGCCAAACACUUUUCCCAGGAUGAAAGUAAGCAUUUUAUUGGAAGCUUUGAUAAAUGUUGCAGAAAAGGGAGCAAAUAUAGCUAGAAUAAUACGCUCAGAAUCUUCACUUCUUGAACUUCUAGUUGAAGAAAAGAAGGGCGAACAAAAAAAUGAUAGAUUCUUAAAAGAUUUUAAGACGCUUGCAGAUGUAUUGGUCCAAGAAGUUGUAAGAUAUGACCUUAAAAACAAGUUUCCAGGCAUCAAGGAAAGUAUAUAUGGAGAAGAGAGUAACAAGUUUACUAAUACUCUAGGAGAUAGUGUUGUUGUAGAAAUACAAGACACUCCAGAGGAAACUAGGAAUUUACUCAGGAAGGUAUUGGAUGAUAAUGAAAAGGCAGCACAUAUUUUGUCCAAGGUGAUACAUCAGGAUGUGGCAGUGUCAAACACUAGUAAAGUUCCUGAUAUUGACCUGGCUAUAGAAAAUAUAGGAGUUUGGAUUGAUCCUAUAGAUUCGACUGCCCAGUAUAUUCAAGGUGAUGUAGGAAAUGAAGUAGAUGGUCUAGUCAAUGAAGGAUUACAGUGUGUAGCUGUCCUGAUUGGUGUAUAUCAUAAAAGUACUGGACUGCCCCUUAUAGGUGUCACUAAUCAACCCUUCUAUAAGUUACAAGACUCGAGAUGGAGCAGUAAUAUCACAUGGGGAGUUUGUAUUGGUGACACAAAGAUCAAUUCACUAGAGGAAUCUAGCACUAGCGAAAAUGAAUCUGAGAAAACUGUUCUGAUAAGCUCGAGUGAGUCGGAUGAGGUGAAGGAUAAACUCGGUAAAUGUGUCACUCUACGAGACAUAUCUGGUGCCGGUUACAAAUUACUCGGUGUUUGUCAGGGUAGGGCAGAAGCUUAUCUUCUUACAAAAAGUAGUAAUUACAAGUGGGACUGUUGUGGACCUCAUGCUAUCUUACUAUCACUUGAUGGCGGGAUCAUCAAGUAUUCUGAUUUUUAUAACCAUGUUAAAUCUGGACAGAAUGAUUUCAGAGGAAUUGAACAAGUUAAGUACCAUGUACCGGAUGAUGCUAGUAGUUCCGGAGCACAGAAAUGGUGUAACCAAGGAGGGAUCAUUGCCUAUAGGACUUCUCAAAUACUCAAAAGAAUUGCAGAAGCUGUUGGAGAAAUGUGAUUUGUUCUUGUUACCAUAGUGAUUUCAAAUACAUGUAACACAGCAGAGAGCUAUUAGUUUCUGUAGAUAUCUGGGGAUUGGUAGGAAUUAGAAUGUUCUCAUACCAGGUAGCUAUUUUAAGUUUUAUACUUGGACUAAAUAACAAAAAUUUUAUUGUUGAGGAUUUAUGUAAUUGUUUUGGAUUGUCCUGAAAAUAUAUAAACAUACAGAGGUAAGAUUGUUAUUUGAAUUGUUCUCUAGUGGACCCUUUAUAUUAGCUUGUUAAUGUAAAUAAGAAAAAAUACAAAAAAAAAAAAUAUUUUUCAAUAUUAAAAAAUAGCAUGAAUCUUGUAUACAUGCAUAUAAUAAAUUAUCUCAGUGCCUUUAGUAUUAUUAUAUAAUAGCCUUGCAAGACUUCCUGUUCUUAUAAAUGAAAAGACUUUCUUUACCUAAAUUUUACACAAAUUAACACAUUGCUAGUAAAAAUUGAAAAUUGCUAGUACACUAAGUUUUUUUGUACAUUGUAACAUCUUACAAAUACUGAGAUAGCUAAAUGGUUUAAUAGAUAUUUUUCAAUAAAUCCAACAUUGAACUAAAUAAGCAAAGGAAUUUAAUAGGAUAUUAAUCCAGAGCCAGGGUUAUUUUUUUGUGAGUUGUGAUUCCAUGUGUUCACAUAACUGUGCAAGUACCUAAAAUGUUAAAUUCAAGCUCAAAUUUCAUUUUAUCAUGUGCAUAAAUUUUCAAAUAAGUUUUAAAAAUUUAAAAGUCAAUUUGAAAAGGAAAUGCCAUAAAUGUUGUGUUUUUAUUCAGUUCAGCUAAAAGGUGAAAUCAAUAAUUAACCCUUAUCUAUACAGAAAAAAAUACUUAGACCUACCAGUUAACAUAACACCAAUCUUUUGUAGAGGGAUGUUGGGGAGAUUAAAAUUUCUAUAUAUUUUACAUACCGUAUAUAUUUAACAAGAAGUAUAGAUACAUCAUGAAAAGAAUUGCAUCUUUGCAAUGAAAACAAAUUAAAAAGAGAAAAAAAGAAAGAAAUUACAAUGUUUGAAAAAAAAUCGUAUCUAUGUUUUAAUUAAACUGUGGAAAAGGUAAUUCUCUUGUUUCUGUCAAUUUGUUGAUAAUGAAUUGAAAUAUGCCAUAGUAAUUGUAUUUCAUUCAUGUAAUUAUAGAAUUUAUUUAUGCUACAGGGUGCAAUCAACCAAAAUUUUACUUUUUGUUAAAGUUGCAAUUUGUAUACAUUGAGUUAUACACGGUAGAAGUUCAUUCUUUUUCUUAAAAUAUUAUUCAUAUUUUUACAUUGACCAAUUCUGUACACUAGCAUAUUUUGUGUUUACUUUUGAUUCAUUCAUAAAAUUAUGCCUUCCUUAAAAACAAACGUACAGCACUAUUUAAGGAGCUCCACUAAGGUCCAAAAUGCCUAAAAACAUAAAAUUUUAAUUUCUUACAUAGAUCAGCUAGGGCACCUAAAACAGAAAGAUAUUCUAAAGAUAAUUAAGACAUAUUCUCAGAAAUAAAUUGAAAAUCAUAUUUGUGUGCUAUUCUUCGCUUAAUUUGAGUUAAAGGCAUUGCAACACUUUUCAGUUUUGGGUAAUUUUCACAAUUAGAAUAAUUUCUCUUUAAAAAAAAAAUCGAAGUGGACAAAAGAUUUGAAAUUUUGCGCACAAGUAUUUAUUGAUCUAGAACUAAAUCAAAUGGAACAUUAAUCUGGAAAAAUUAUUUCCAGACCUGUAUUGUCAAAAACACAUCAGUGGAGUCCCUUUAAUUCAUUUCAUUUUUGUCUCGAAAAAUAUAUAUAUAUUUUAAUUACUUAAACACUUUUGAAUGCUAUACACUGGAAUAACAUUCCUGUAAUGCAGAUAUGAAGCUGUCGGUCUGUAACUUAGGUUUAUAACUGUAAGUACUAUGUUUCAAUAUUUCGAUAUUGAAAUCUACUAUAGGAUGCUGGAGCGUAGUUAAGUCCCAAUGUCAUAAAACAUUUUUUUAGUAUGUGAAAUAUUUUAUCGAUAUACAAGAUAGUUGGGUAUGUAUUUAAUUAUUCAUGUGUGCUACACAUCUUAAUUUGAAGAGAUCAAGAGAUAUAGGUUCCUUCCAAUUUACUUUUUUAAGGACAAGCAAUCAAUGAUUUAAAUGUCAGUGGACUAUUCAGAAUUAAAAGCAUGGUAUAUUCAUUAUACAUUUUUUAGCUGAGAGAGAAUUGUUGGUAAAGGAACUUUGCAGACAUUCUGUGUCAUGUUGUUUUGUACACGAGUCUGGUCUAAGUAUUAUUAUUGUUUUGUUAUUUGUUUUUAUUGUUGUUUUUGAUGCAGAUUUGAUUGUCCAGUGUUAUUGUUAAACAAGGAUAUGAUGUAUAUAAGUUCUAUGUUCCUGACUUUACAUAUCAAAAAGGUAAUGAUUACUAAAGGCCUCAAUAGCUCGUUGGGCUAGAUAGAGUUAACAGGACAUAAACAAGCAAAUUGUAAUGUGUGAAGGUCAUUAGUUUUUGAAUUUGUGAAACUGAAUAGAAGAUUGAGUGACUAGAUUUACAGGAUAGGACACGUUUUUCUUUUGCAAUAUAUGUACAGGUCUCCCACAUUGACAAGUAAUAGACUUCCAAAUUAUCCCCCAAUGUGUGUAAUGAUUGAAAUUCCAGAACAGUUAUGGUUUAACUGUAAAAAGAGUGAAUUGAGGUUGCAAAAAAAGGAUGUAGAAAAAGUCAUUGGGAGCCAUUUUGUUCGAUGUUUGAAUGCCAAUUUACUCAAAAAAGGAUAAAAACUGAGAAGAUAAAAAAUAUAGAAGAAUUUCCUUGUUUGGAUCAUUUGUCAUUUUUCACUAUAUAAUAAGACCAGAACACAGAACAGGCUUUAUUAAGGGACUUAGUUAUUCCAGUUGUACAUGGUAAUAAUUUUCUAAAUGCUCCCUUCUUGUUAUCCAUGGCCUAACCUAUUGUCUACCUCUUAAACAAACUCACUAACAAUUAUAACAUGUACAUAUAUACCAGUAAUAAUUCUCAGUUCUUCAAGGGGUUCAUUUGAUGGGAAAUGUCAAGGAGGGAAACAUAAUGAUUUAUGUAAAUUAAUAUAGGAUUGGUCUGAACGCAAGUGUUUUAUUGCUUUGACAAUUGUAGAUCUUAUCAAUUUGUGUUAUACAUCUAAACUUCUGAUAAAGUAUUAAAUCAGUCUGUUGACAAGAUCUCAUUUUUACAAGUUUAAGUUGUAUUGAAACUUUUCAUUUUUAAACCAAAAGAAAUAUAUAAAAAUAAUAGCACAGUAAAAAUUAUCAUUCAGCCCCUUUGAGUUAGCUAUGGAUAAAUAGUAAAACUCUCUGUUUGUAUAUAUUCUAUCUUUAUAUUUUAAUGUGAAUUUUAACACUUAUAAUGGUAUAAUUUCUCUGCAUACAUAAUGUAUUGUACUUUGUUUUUAAAAUACCACUUCAUGUAAAUGCUUAAUGUGCCCUCUCUGCUUUUGUAUAAAUGUAUAUGAUCUAAACUGUAGGUCUGAAACAUAACCCCAAAAACAUUUUUCAUAUAAUUAUGUUAAAUUUUUCAGACACUUUAUUUACAUUAGUAUUAUUUAACAUACAACUCAAUUCCCAUGCCAAUCACAAUUUUUAUUUGAUUUGAGUAGAUCUCAGUAGAUGCUAAGACAAUUUGAACCUUCAUGUUUAAAUUUCCGUGUAUAUGAAGACUAACACUUAAUCUGCAGGAACAGAAAGUGAUAAGUCUUUGCCACCAGUAUAGUCAGGUCACCUUGUACAUUUGUGUAGACGAUACACUUUUCUGACCAACAUCAUACCUGUAUUUUUAUCUUGAUAACCCAAAUAUUGAUAAUGGACAGUUCUGAAAAUGGAAACUUUUUAAAUGGAAGUCUUGUUUUUUAAAAUGCAGCAUGUUAAGGGUUUAAACACAAUUAUGACAUGACAUGAGGCUUGAUAUGAUGCAGAACAUGUAUAUAUAGAAAAUUGUAUAUAAUUUUCUUACCACAGUAACUAGUUAAAUAUUUCAGUGUUUUGUCCCAUCAUUGUGUUGUCCAUUCAAUCAAUGUCUGUUUAUGUGUAUUAUCAUAGAUUGUUUCACAAUGCAAAAGUGGCUGCCAUUUUUUGAGGGUCAUAGGGUCAUAAUGCAAUAUAUUUUUAUGACAAAAUAUUUCUAGGGAUUGUCAAAUUCCAGGUAGCAUGAUGAUGAGAGAAUUGUGAGAGAUUCUUUUAUCUAAUUUUAAGCAUCAUUGGUUAUAUGUAUGUACCGUGAUGUAGUAUGUACGUAUUAUACUGUACAUAACCAAUGAUGCUAUAGUAUGUAUAUUGGGAAUGACCUAAAAUGGUGACAUAGGCGAGUUAGUGACAUAGGGGAGUUAAUUAAUGUGAAAAGCAUAUUGUUCAUUUUAGUAAUGCAUUUCUUGUGUAGUUUUCUAUUGUGUACUUUUAUUGAUAUAUAGUUUAAUUGGAAAUUUUGCACAUUGAACUUGUAGGAUAUGUUUAUGUUAUUGUUGAAAUCAUUUAUUACAUGUUACUGCUUUGUUAGUAGAUGUUACACUCUAGUCUUGUUAUUGCAUAUAGCUUGUUGUUUUAUUUUAUAAUCAAGAAAAAAUGUUCUGUGUAUUACUUGAAAAAUUUAGCUGUAUUUAGUCAGAAGAAUAAUUAGUGUUUGGUGUGAAAUGGUUGUUACACAAAGAAUGUAAUAUUUUCACACAAAGCCCACAAUUUUUUUUUUUAUUUUGACAAGGAUCUCUUAAUUAGAAAAUUGCACCGAAAAUGAAAAAUUCUAAAUGAAAUAUAGACUAAAGCUACAUACCUUGAAUAAUUUAUUGUUUUGCAUUAUAUUUGUUCUCAAAUCUUGUAUGUUGCAUUAAACAAAUCACUUGAAAUUGCAUCAAAUGUAAACCGUGUUUUUGUCCUUCAGGUAAGAGAUCAAAUUUACUAUAGUGAUACUGCCAAUGCAUUUGUAUAAUUGUGUUGUUAUGUUAUUGUUUAUAUUUCAUCUUUGUAUUCUUUACUGAGUAAAGUUGUUGUACUAUA